CCCACCAAAGAACAAUGGAGUCCUAUUAUAUUCUGGUUUUAUUAGCAGGAAUUUUAGUUGCUUUUGUAUUGCUGGUUUUAAUUGCAACUGAUCAUUUCUUCAAGGAGCAGAUUCCUUCUGAUGUUGACCAGCCAGCAAAGCUCCGCCUUUAUCACUGUUUGUACACUCUGAUGGACAUUCUGGCAACGAAUUUAAACCACUUGGGUAUCAUCAGGGAGCACACACUUAUCAGGCUGAUCACAGGGGGACUCCCAGCAUGGCAGGAUUCCCAGCUCUUCAUUAAAGAUCUGCAUUUUGAUGGGGUACCCAUGAGGAUUUACCUCCCAAGAGAACCAUCUGCCAGCAAACGGAGAGGAGUCAUCUUCAUCCAUGGAGGAUGUGGCAUUUUUGGAAGCAUCAGGAGUUAUGAAAGAAUUUGCCGGUACAUAGCCAGAAAAUCUGAUUCAGUGGUUGUGUCUCUUGGGUAUCAUUUAGCCCCUGAGUUCAGGUAUCCAGCCCAGACUCUGGAAUGCCUCAGUGCCACCGUGCACUUCCUGAAGACUGCAGACACCUACGGGGUGGAUCCCGCUCGGAUUGUUGUUUGUGGGGACAGUGUAGGGGGCACAUUUGCUACCAGUGUUUGCCAAGAGCUUGUGCACAGGACAGAUAUCCCCAAGAUUCGUGCCCAGGUGCUGAUCUAUCCAUUUCUCCAAGCUCUGAACUUCAAUCUGCCAUCUCACCAGAAAAAUGCUGCCGUUCCCUUCCUGCUCCGGGAGCGCGCAGUCCAUUUUAUUCUCAAAUACCUGAAUAAGGAUUGCUCCCUGAAGGAACCAAUGCUGGCUGGUUCUCAUGUUCCUGAGACUAUAAAUUUGAAAUACAGGAAAUGGAUAAGUCCAGAUCUUAUUCCAGAUGAGUUUAAAGUGGGCUAUAAACCACCACUGCCCACUUUGUUUUUGCCUCAAGUCCAUGAAGAAGUGCAAGAGCUGUUUGAACCCCGGGUGUCCCCUCUGCUGGCAGAGGAUGCUGUUGUCUGUGCUCUCCCUGACACCUGUAUUGUCACCUGUGAGCAUGAUGUGCUCAGGGAUGAUGGGCUGUUGUACAAGAAACGCUUGGAGGACAACAAUGUACAUGUGACCUGGCACCACGUGGAAAAAGGCUUUCAUGCUGCACUGGGAUUUUUUGGGUAUGGUAUUUUCUCUUUCCCAUCAUCAAAUACUAUAAUUAAUCAUGCUGUAGAUUUUAUCAAAGGCUAUUAAAUAAUUUUCUUGCAUACAGUGCACUGGUAUUUAGGAAGAGUGUGAUUCAAUUAAAUUAUUCAGUUAAAUUAUUCAAUUAAAUUAUUCAAUUAAGUAUUUACUACCUAUUUGCCCAUUAGAAUCAAGGCAAGAACUGAUGACAUUAGCAUGGUCUGCUGAAUUCUGAUUUUUACUUGCUAUUACUUAAGAACGUGAUGUUUAGAGGCUUUUUGUAAGCUUGCUUUGAUGCUCUCUUCUUGCAUUGUAAGAAUUUUUGUUCUCUUCAUAUGUCAAAGAAUAAAAACUC
Molecule: messenger RNA, 1521 nt
Organism: Zonotrichia albicollis (white-throated sparrow)
Lineage: Eukaryota; Metazoa; Chordata; Aves; Passeriformes; Passerellidae
Product: arylacetamide deacetylase-like 4
Cellular component (GO): membrane
Molecular function (GO): carboxylic ester hydrolase activity
Source: RefSeq, a predicted model, not a curated record